AUGCACAAACAACAAUUGACCGAGCUCAUCGGUUCUCCUCAGGUCUUUUCAGUUUCUUAUUUGGUCGUCAUUCAGGCCUCAAGAACAACAUCUGCCACUCGCUGGACCGCGGUGCUUUGGCCUCUCUUCAGACGUCAGUCCACCGCCGUCAAGCAUCGCCAACACAAUGAAUCUGGAGGCUCCAAAUCCCACGCUUAUCUCCAAAUCCCUGCGCAGUCCACACCCAACAAGCCCAAUCCACUCACGGGAAUCCCAACCAGUCACUGCCUCCACUCGGUCACGUAA
Penicillium oxalicum is the source of this 285-nucleotide messenger RNA. RefSeq lists its product as uncharacterized. The record is from RefSeq and is a predicted model, not a curated record. NCBI's taxonomy places the organism in Eukaryota, Fungi, Ascomycota, Eurotiomycetes, Eurotiales, Aspergillaceae. The coding region runs from base 1 to 285 and encodes 94 amino acids. The transcript has a single exon.